AGUUUAAACCCCCUGUCUCAUCUCUUCAAUAUACCUGCAUAUUUAAUUAACACUUAACAUUCCAGUUACUUCAUCGCUGUACAAGUUAGCAGUUUUACAGGACCUGGUUCUGUAGUACUGCAAUCAUGGCGAAAGGUUUUACCUUUGCAGUUCUGUUGGUGCUUGCUGGGUUCAUCAAUUCAUUGUGCGCAGUAAGUAGGACUGACUGCUUUUAUGACAACAUCGCAAAGCUGGCAUCAUCUGACGCUCCACUGUAUUCAAGACAUGAUGAAAAGCAAGGUCUGAUUUCCAAAAAUGUAUCAAAAGCUAGCUACCUCGAAAUCAUGAGAAAAAUCAAAUCGUCAGGAAACACUUUUGCCUGCGGGUACACAAGAGGCUGGAUCGCAGAAAUUCUCCAAGGCCUGUCCUCGCAGUACGACGAAUUCAAAGUGAGGAGCCAAAGUGGUUCGCUUGCCGCAGGCUAUCUGAACGUAACAGGAAACAAGGUCGUCGACUUAUUCAAUUCGAACCUCAACUCGCCCAGCCGAAUACUGUACAAGUUCCAGAUCGUUGGUCCAUUGGACCACGUGUGGAUGGUGGAGCAGUUGGCAACGGGUGGAGGGUACAGGGUCUACCAAAGUUACAACAAUGCAUACUCUCUCAAAGCCUGGCUCGCAAAGGGCAACUUGAAAGCACUGCAUGGGACGGACAUCAUCAUCUGGCAUGACGUAAUCAGAAUGGCCGACGAUUUUCUUAAGAAAUAUGGCGCAUCAAUGUCGAAUCUUGACAACUUGCCAGUAGCAUUGCUGGGCAUGAAGCCAUGGUUGGUUCACAUUCGCGACUACAACUUGACACAAGUUGAAAGCGAAUUUCGCAAAGCCUGGUCUGUUGUUGGUCAAGGUCGUAUUAUGAGCAAGGAUUACUUCUACAAGAACUACUUGCAAGUAUUGGCAAACUUGACUGAGGCCAUAAUCCCUUUUGUGAGCACCACGAAACUAUGGACACGGGAGUUGCAUGACAAAUGGACGUCAAUAUUUGGAGCACCGAACCCAGUUCUAUACCCAGGGUACCCAUUCAAUACCCUGACAGCUCAGUUCAGUCAAAAUUAUGCACUUGAAGUGAGAGCGUUGGCGAUAAACUCAACAGCGGAGGCCCAGUGUCAGGCAAAUGCUAAUAUUCUCGCUGCUAGUUUGACUGACUGCUUUUAUGACAACAUUGCAAAGCUGGCAUCAUCUGACGCUCCACUGCAUUCAAGACAUGAUGAAAAGCAAGGUCUGAUUUCCAAAAAUGUAUCAAAAGCUAGCUACCUCGAAAUCAUGACUAACAUCAAAUCAUCAGGAAAAACUUUUGCCUGCGGGUACACAAGGGGCUGGAUCGCAGAAAUUCUCGAAGGCCUGUCCUCGCAGUACGACGAAUUCAAAGUGAGGAGCCAAAGUGGUUCGCUUGCCGCAGGCUAUCUGAACGUAACAGGAAACAAGGUCAUCGACUUCUUCAAUUCGAACCUCAACUCGCCCAACCGAAUACUGUACAAGUUCCAGAUCGUUGGUCCAUUGGACCACGUGUGGAUGGUGGAGCAGUUGGCAGUGGGUGGAGGGUACAGGGUCUACCAAAGUUACAACAAUGCAUAUUCUCUCAAAGCCUGGCUCGCAAAGAGCAACUUGAAAGCACUGCAUGGGACGGACAUCAUCAUCUGGCAUGACGUAAUCAGAAUGGCCGACGAUUUUCUUAAGAAAUAUGGCGCAUCAAUGUCGAAUCUUGACAACUUGCCAGUAGCAUUGCUGGGCAUGAAGCCAUGGUUGGUUCACAUUCGCGACUACAAUUUGACACAAGUUGAAAGCGAAUUUCGCAAAGCCUGGUCUGUUGUUGGUCAAGGUCGUAUUAUGAGCAAGGAUUACUUCUACAAGAACUACUUGCAAGUAUUGGCAAACUUGACUGAGGCCAUAAUCCCUUUUGUGAGCACCACGAAACUAUGGACACGGGAGUUGCAUGACAAAUGGACGUCAAUAUUUGGAGCACCGAACCCAGUUCUAUACCCAGGGUACCCAUUCAAUACACUGACAGCUCAGUUCAGUCAAAAUUAUGCACUUGAAGUGAGAGCGUUGGCGAUAAACUCAACAGCGGAGGCCCAGUGUCAGGCAAAUGCUAAUAUUCUCGCUGCUAGUUUGACUGACUGUUUCUUCGACACUAUCAAGAAGCUAUCCAACUUCGAUGCUUUGCUGAAUUCACGUCUAGAUGAAAAGUACAAUCUCAUCAAUGCUGGAACCAACAAAGAAAAUUGGCUUAGAAUCAUGCGAAGCAUCAAAUCGUCAGGCAAAGCCUUCGCGUGUGGCUUUACAAGGAGCUGGAUAACAGAAAUUCUACAGGGAUUACCUCAGCAGUAUUCUGAAUUGGUAAGCAGAAAUAACAGCGGGACAACGGCAGCUGGCUUUGUCAAUGUGACUGGAGCCAAAGUUAUCGAUCUGUUUCAAAGAAAUGUUGGAUCAAUAGAGAGGAUUUUGUACAAGUUCCAGAUUAUGGGACCUCUAGACCACGUGUGGCUUGUUGAACAAUUACCUUUUGGUGGUGGAUACAGAGUUUAUCAAAGCUACAACAAUGCAUAUUCUCUGAAGGCUUGGCUUGCUACUGGAGACUUGAAGCCAAUGUUUGGCAGUGAUGUUAUUGUAUGGCAUGAUGUUGUGAAAAUGGCAGCAAACUUUCUAAAGGCCCACGGCGGAUCAAUGAACGACUUAGAUAACCUGCCAGCGUCUGUUUGUGCAAUGAAACCAUGGCUUGUCUUCAUUCGUGAUUAUAACAUGACCCAAAUUGAAACAAAUCUCAAACUUGCAGCGAGUAAAUUUGGUCAAGGAAAGAUUUGGCAGCAAGAUUUUUUCUUCAAGAAUUACGUGUAUGUACUUGGUAAUUUGACGGAGGCAAUAAUACCGUUAGUGAGUACAAAAAAAACGUGGACCCAGGCCUUGCACGACAAGUGGAUUUCAUUGUUUGGCUCACCGAAUCCAGUUCUCUAUCCCGGGUUCCCGUUCAAUCAACUCACAGCAACUUUUAGCCAGAAAUACGCCCUUGAAGUCAAGGUUUUGAAAAUCAACCCCUCUAAAACUGUCGAUGAAAGUAAAAUGGCUGAAGGAAAUUGUCCUGCAAAUGGAGCCAUUCUUGAGAAAAGUUUGCACUGUUUCUUUGACGGUGUCAAGGAGUUUCUGAAGUUUGAGAAGAAAUUGGGCACAAGGCUUCAAAAAAUGCUGGAGACAAUAAGGGCAGGUACAAAUCAAAGUGAAUUUGUCAGAAUCAUGAGGGAUUACAAAGCAUCUUCAACUGCUGCUGUUGCCACUGGGCAUCCAAAUUAUUGGAUUAGCGAAAUUCUCACUGGCUUGUCUAAUCAGUUCAAUGAGUUAUCUGCAAAGGGUAAUGGAGUUUUCAACGUGUCCAGCAAUCAACUUUUGGAGAUCUUUCAAAACAACAGUGCUUUACCAGGAAGAGUUUUGUACAGCUUUUCAUUGGAUUGGCAACAGCAAGUUUUUUGGGUAGUUGAGCAGCUUUCGUUCGGCAGAGGUUAUCGUGUUUACCAGAGCAACCAAGAUGCGUUUACACACAAUGCAUGGCUACAGCCUAAUGACAUUUCACCUCUGGGGUCAAGCGACCUCUUCACCUGGAGCCGUGUACGGUCACAAGCUAAUGGUUUCCUUCAAAGGUACGGCGCUUCCUUGUCGAAUCUCGCUAACGUUCCCGCAUCAUUAAAGCCAUGGAUGGUCUCUAUUCGCGACCAAAAUAUGACCCAAGUCAAUGAAACUUUCAGAAAGUCUUGGUCUUCCUUUGGCAAGGGAAAAAUUUUGUCUAAAGCCUGGUUUUUUGAGCAUUACCUUACACCACUGUCGAAACUGAACACCGCUUUGAGCUCACUUGCUGGAACGAGUAAAACCUGGACCCCCGAACUGCAAAAAGAGUGGUCUGUGUUGUUUGGCAGCCAAAAUCCAUGGAUGUACCCUGGUGUACCUGUUGAUACGUACAAUGGCAGCACACUAAGACGCGACCCUUUGCAGCUUAGUGUAUUAAAGAUCAGUGCACAGGCAGAGGCAAAUUGUCCCUCGAAUGUUGCGCUCAUCCGGCGUUCCACAGAGCUCCUGCGAACUACACGAAGACCCACCACAGUCCGAGUGGGUGUUACCACCAAGGGAAAUCCUGGUGGCACUGCUGCAGGCCAUAACCCGGUUUUUAUGCUUGUUGCAUUGUCUACUUUGCUGACGGCACUCUCCAUUUUGUGAAGUAACUAUUAAGAAUAACUAGUAUAAACACAGCACUUUUACAUCGCACUACAUGAACAAAAACGCUUUUCAAACUAUUUCGACACCGGCAAUUUUUAUCGCUGAUCUUUUUACUAAUGCAAAGAUUGCUUGACUGGAUAUCAAGUGCUGUUCGGAUUUGACGUGAGGAUUUGAUGUAAGAUGAUAUGAUGUUCUAUAUUGCUUUAAAA
This is a messenger RNA of Rhopilema esculentum, 4441 nucleotides long. RefSeq lists its product as uncharacterized. Lineage: Eukaryota; Metazoa; Cnidaria; Scyphozoa; Rhizostomeae; Rhizostomatidae. The record is from RefSeq and is a predicted model, not a curated record.